AUGACAAUGAAUAACAGAAUUAUUGAAAUAUUAGUGACACUUUUCUUCCUACGUAUUGCCAGUGCAGCAGUUUUAGGUUCUCUAGAUGAUGAUGCACAGCAAUCUGAGAAACAACCAGAACAAGCAACAGCCUCACAACAACCAGAACAGGCAGCAUAUUCGCAACAAGAGACUACUGGCUCCUACGUUGCUGCUGCAGUUGAAACCGCUACUACAUCGGCAACGACCAGUAAUACUAAUCACGUGACUUCCCAAGCAAGUGUAUGGGCAGAGACCUCAGCCAGCAAUACAGUUUCAGUAGACAAUACGCUGGCCACGUCAACUAGAAACUACGAUGAACCAAUAACUAUACUCACCACCACAAAUUCCGCAGGUGAAACGUAUACAUCUAAGAUUUGGUGGCUCCCCUCGUCUUCCCUUACUGAGACUGGUUCGACGACAGCUACUCUGUCACAAUCGGCAAGCAGCGCUUCGUCAACACAGACAACUGCUUACGUAAAUAGCACUAACGGAGGUGCUUUCAAUAUGAACAGGGACAUGAAUCAGUUUGGUUCAUCAAGCAACUUGGUUUACCUGGGUGCAGCUAUUGCAUUGAUAAUAUGA
Kluyveromyces lactis is the source of this 603-nucleotide messenger RNA. RefSeq names its product Ncw2p (gene NCW2). The coding region runs from base 1 to 603 and encodes 200 amino acids. The transcript has a single exon. The record is from RefSeq and is a predicted model, not a curated record. NCBI's taxonomy places the organism in Eukaryota, Fungi, Ascomycota, Saccharomycetes, Saccharomycetales, Saccharomycetaceae.